This is a messenger RNA of Chiroxiphia lanceolata (lance-tailed manakin), 7600 nucleotides long. It is a transcript of the gene MGAT4A, whose product is annotated as alpha-1,3-mannosyl-glycoprotein 4-beta-N-acetylglucosaminyltransferase A. Gene Ontology annotation, biological process: protein N-linked glycosylation. Lineage: Eukaryota; Metazoa; Chordata; Aves; Passeriformes; Pipridae. Gene Ontology annotation, molecular function: acetylglucosaminyltransferase activity. Gene Ontology annotation, cellular component: endoplasmic reticulum-Golgi intermediate compartment; endoplasmic reticulum; Golgi stack. The record is from RefSeq and is a predicted model, not a curated record. The transcript is spliced from 16 exons. The coding region runs from base 310 to 1917 and encodes 535 amino acids.
GGGGGGCGGGCGGGGAAGGGAGCGAGAGCCCCGGCAGAGUCUGCACAGCCCCCGCGACCCGCGGGUCCGCCGCGCCGGAGCGCCGCGCACAGGACUAGAAGAAUAAAGAGAAGUUUGAUUGAUGAGAACUGUAAGAAAGCAUGCAACAGUUUGGAAUGGAUUGAUUUGUGAUACAUCUGAUAUGUGAGAGCUACAUAUUGUGUCGCUAUUGUCCAGCUGCUCCUGGUGGACUUCAGCUAACUUCAUUGUAGCCCAACAGAUAGAUCCUCAUCACUAAUAGAACAUAAACAAGUGUGAUGCUGAAAUGAGAUGAGGCUCCGAAAUGGAACUGUGGCCACCGUGUUAGUUUUCAUCACUACUUUCCUCAGUUUGUCCUGGUAUACUGCAUGGCAGAAUGGGAAAGAAAAGUUGAUUGCAUAUCAGCGGGAAUUUCAUGCUUUGAAGGAACGUCUUCGUAUAGCUGAGCAUCGCACUCUGCAGCGCUCUUCGGAGCUGAACGCUAUCUUGGAGCAGUUCAGGCGUGCAGUAGCAGAAACAAAUGGGAGUAAGAAUGCAAUGAAUAAUUUUUCAGAUGAGACGCUGAAAUUGUUGAAAGAGCUAACAAGUAGAAAAUCUCUUCAAGUGCCAAAUAUCUAUUACCAUUUGCCUCAUUUGUUGAAAAAUGAAGGAAGCCUUCAACCCUCAGUGCAGGUUGGCCUUGGAAGGACAGGAGUUUCCAUUGUAAUGGGAAUACCUACAGUGAAAAGAAAAGUCAAGUCUUACCUUACAGAAACACUCCACUCCCUUAUUGAUAAGCUGUCCCCUGAAGAAAAACUGGAUUGUGUUAUGGUUGUCUUUAUAGGAGAGACUGAUCUUGAUUAUGUUAACAGUGUUGUUGCAAGCCUGGAAAAAGAGUUUUCUACAGAGAUCAAUUCUGGCUUGGUGGAAGUAAUAGCCCCUCCUGCAUCUUAUUAUCCUGACUUGACAAACUUGAAAGAGACGUUUGGAGACUCAAAAGAGAGAGUAAGAUGGAGAACAAAACAAAACUUGGAUUAUUGUUUUCUUAUGAUGUAUGCCCAGAAAAAGGGAGUUUAUUACAUUCAGCUUGAAGAUGACAUCGUUGUCAAGCAGAAUUAUUUCAGCACAAUAAAAAAUUUUGCACUUCAGCUUGCUUCUGAAGAUUGGAUGAUUCUAGAAUUUUCUCAACUGGGUUUCAUUGGUAAAAUGUUCCAGUCUCCAGAUAUCACUCUUAUUGUAGAGUUCAUAUUUAUGUUUUAUAAGGAGAAACCUAUUGAUUGGCUCCUGGACCAUAUCCUCUGGGUGAAAGUGUGUAACCCUGAGAAAGAUGCUAAACAUUGUGAUCGACAGAAAUCUAAUCUACGGAUACGCUUCAGGCCUUCUCUUUUCCAGCAUGUUGGCCUCCACUCUUCUCUAGCAGGAAAGAUCCAGAAACUCACAGAUAAAGACUUCCUGAAACCAUUACUGCAUAAAAUCCACGUGAAUCCACCUGCAGAGGUUUCGACAUCUUUAAAAGUCUACCAGGGGCAUACACUAGAAAAAACCUACGUAGGGGAAGAUUUUUUCUGGGCUGUCACACCAGUUGCUGGAGAUUAUAUUCUUUUUAAAUUUGACAAGCCAGUCAAUGUAGAAAGGUACUUGUUUCACAGUGGCAAUCCAGAGCAUCCAGGAGACAUACUUCUAAACACGACUGUAGAAGUUUUGCCUUUCCAGAAUGAAGAACUGGUAUUAAGCAAAGAAACCAAAGACAAACGCUUAGAGGAUGGUUACUUCAGGAUAGGGAAGUUUGAAAACGGUGUAGCUGAAGGAACAGUUGACCCCAGCCUAAACCCUAUUUCAUCAUUCCGGCUUUCAGUAAUACAAAAUUCAGCCGUUUGGGCAAUUCUGAAUGAGAUUCAUAUUAAAAAGAUUACAAACUGAUCGUGGAAUUCUGCUUUAGAGGAAAAAGGAUCCUUGAAAACUUUUCCUAUAAAAUCUGACAUCCUUAGCAAAUCACAAAUUGAAAAUACUGAGCAUGCACCUUAAUUCCAAAUUUCAUUCUUUUCCACUUGAACUCUACCUCUUGUGAAACCUACUGUAGAUGAGAAGAUUGUAUUUACCCCUUCUUAUCUGAUCCAUCCAGAAACUGAUGCUCCACACUGAUAACGUUCGUCUGAGGCCCGAGUUGUCCUCCACUUUAAUGUGACUUUACCAUCUUAUGGUUACAAAACCCUGCUAUGCUUAAACUGUACUAUUUUGAUAGUAUAGUAAUAUAGAGAAGUUGUACAUAUUGUUACAUUCCUUGAAGAAGAAGAAAAAAAUAUAAUUAUUGUUAAAUAUGUUUUAUGAAGGGGGUACUUUCGGAGUUCCAUUUAUUUUCUAUAACAAGAACCCUCUUUUAUAGACUGUCAGGGAUAUAUAUUAAAAAUGUUAGGGAUAUUUAAUUUAUUAAAAUAAUUUGAAAAGUACAUAUUUUUAUGCAGUAAAAUUUUAAAUUGAUAUAGUUUUUUUAUGAAUUCUCUAGUUUAAGUUAUCUUUCUACAUUUUUCUUUGGAGAUGCAAACAUAAAUUAAUACCAUAUUUCAAAUUUACUGCCAUGUUUAAAAAAAACUAGAUUAAGUUUCUAAAUUACAUAGUUUUGUACACAGAAUCUGAAUGAUGUUCAGAGGCAUAAACAGAGCCCCUGAAGAGCAUUAUUCUUUGGGGCUAUGAAAUUCCACUAUGUACAGUUUGUAGCCACAUAAAAAGCAUGUUAAAAUGUCUUGUUUCAUAUUAUGUACUAAAUCGGCAGUGAUUUUAGAUCAAAUCCAUUGCAUUUUAGAAGAAUUUUUUUUUUUCCAAACAGUUAUUUCUAAAAAUCUUUGUAAACAUUUCCUAGCCUGAACAAAUUCAUUUUCUGUCUUGAAAAAAAAUCAUUCUCCAGCUUUGUUUUGGAAUGAUAGAGGUUACCUUACAUCAAAAGAACGAAUAAUACAUAGAUACAUUUGAUCUAUGGAGGCCUCCUUUUAAAAAGUUCUGUUAAUGUAGUGUUCAUUUUGGAUACAUUACAGUUUACUUUUAUUUUCUUCCGUUGUUCAAAAACAGUGUUUUAGUUUUGACUUCUUUAUUGAUGAGUGUAGUAACUCACACGAACUUUUUUACUAGGAACUAAAUUUGGCCUCAAGUUAGUACCCUGCCUUUUUGUUUCAAGGGAAACAACAGUGAUCUUAAAUGAAUCAUAAACUCAGUCAGGAACAAAGCAUGGUUUGGAUUACAUCCAGAGGGGAAUUGUUGCAGUACUAAUGCUGCUGGUGCUGCUCUUAAUAGUCUUUCUGCUUAGGUGCUUAUAUGUAAGACACAGGCAGGGGAAGAUUUCAGGUAGUCAGAAAUGAUCAGGAAAAAGAGAGGCAAGAAUUCCUCCCUUUAAUAGGAAAGAAGUGCCUGACUGACACUGGAGGGAGGCAUCUACCUUGGCCUGGGGAUUCUCAGCUGGGCUGUGAACAAGCCUCCUGGAACUGACAUCUCGGAAGCUGGAGAGUUUUCCCUGUGGGGGAAAAACCCCACUCUGCUAUUCCCAACAUAGAAUCAUAGAAUCGUUUAAGUUGAAAAAGACCUUUGAGAUCUUUGUGGUCAGGGUACAGAUGCACAAAACCUGUUGCAGGGUCCCUCAUCUAGAGCGGGGAUCUUGAAUUUGUACCUCCAGCAUUAUUUGGCUAAUAGAUUUGGCCUCUCUUUUAUGACACGUUUAUAAGGAGCAGGAGCCUAAACCUGACUCUUCAGCACUGCAAACCAUCACCACUGGCGUAUAGAGUCAAUCUGUCUUUUCUUCUGCCUUGUUGGAAAGUGGUGUUGUAGCUUUGACAGUUUAGCAACAUUCAAGUUGAAGAGCUUAACUGUUUCUACAGACUGUUGUCAUUUUGGUUUAACUAUGUUGUCUGGGGACACAGGGAAGACAAGAUUUGUACACAGAGGCAAGACCAUCUGUUUAGACUGACUGUGUAAGUUCAAGUUAGAAAGCUACCAGGCAGGCCUUGUUUACUUUCUCUGAUCACAUCAGGUGGUCUAAAUAAAAUGUUACUUGGAAAGCUCGCGUUGCCCAUAGAGACUGUGGGCAUAAGCUAAGUACUGGCCACAUAAAUGGAGUUUAUUCUUGGAUUUUGGAACCUGGGUGACUAGGCUCUGAAUCUCGUGUGACGCUAGCCUGUUGUGGUGCUACAGCCCCGUUUGUCACCUGUAUAAUGCCGUGCCAUCAAAUUAUUGACAUGCAAUGGCUUUUUAUCACACAUUACCUAGCAAAGGUCUGAGAAAUAUUGAGGCGUUCUUCUCAUCUAUGUCGGUGGAUGAAUGAUGCAAGUUAUUUACACUAGAGUUAUUUAUUACAAUUCAGACUGCAGAAAUAUGUUAGAUAUUGAAGUUUCUUAAUAUAAUUAGUUUUGCUGACAGUGACCUUUUCCAUUUUUUCAUGAUUUCAGAAGUUUACUGGUACCACUUGUUGGAGAAAGCUGUGUGCUUAUUCUAAAAGCAUUACUAUUCCUGAGGUUUCACAGUAGUUAAGAUGAUUCAUUGCUAAUAUACUUAAAUACAUAGAUCCCUACCACACUGAUUGCAGAAUUCUGGUUAACAGUAUAUUUAGUUUUCAAAAAUGUUGAGAAGAGAUUUAUCCAAGACAACAAAUUACUGCUUGGUAAAAUGGGGAUGGUUUCCUAAAGACUAGUGUAUCUUUAUUCUCUCAUACUUGGGCUGCUUUAAUAGUUUCAAUGUUCCUGAGUUUAUAUGCUCUCUAAAUAAAAGUGCCACAUUAAUACAAAUUACAUUUCAUGGAUUCAGGUAAAUUCAGAGAUGGUGUAAUCAGGUAGUUGUGCAAAUUUGUUUGGAAAUGUUGCUGAAAAAUAGAAAAAGCAAGGAGGAUAUUUUCUAUCUAAUUAUUUCCGCAGACAGCUAUUUUGGGCUUUCUACCUUUCAAAUUCCAAUCCCCAAGUCAGGCUAAAGUGGCGAAGUAAGUGCUUAGGCAGUUUGGCUCACCAGCCUUUAGCUCAGGCACUAUUUGUGAUGGAUACACUCCAGAGGGGCCAGUGUCUCUUGCAUUUGUCCAUUUUAAGUGACAGCAUUGUCAUAAGAGAUCUUAAGCAGUAUCUUAAACCUGUUAAAUUAUUUGGGAGAGUUUUUCCCUAUGUGUAUUUAAUUUCAGGUUAUUUUUGUUGUUGCCUUAAAAAUCCCCUCUAGGCCUCUGAAUCUUAGCUAUACAGUAAUAGAAAGUGUUUCAAAAUAAAUUGCAUUAUCCUAUGAUCCUGCUAGCUCCUUCUGAUGCUGUUAAAGCUUCAGAAAAGUGAACUUUUGUGAAACCAAAGGCAUUGCCAGAAACCUUCAUUAUCCGGGCAAAUUAUUCUUAACUUCUUGUACUGGAUGCCAGACAGACUCGCCAAUACGAGCACUGGCUUUUGUGAGCUGAUUAGGAUUGCUUGGGACCAAGGCAAUACAAGGCUUGCAGUAUAAUGUUGCUUUGCUCGUUCAGCGGGUAGUCCUAAGGAAAACUUUGUAAAUAAUGUGAACAGGAUGUGAUCCCAAAGUAGCACUUUUUAUUUUCUUAAUGAGUGUUUCUAAAGCACUGUAGAAGGCUUUGAGCUUUUGCAGGCAUCUCAAACAGGUAUUUGCAUUGAUGGAAAAAAUUUCUGUAGAUAUAUUUGUUUUUUCUCUACUUAAAGAUGGCUUAGAAAAAUUCAAAGAUAAACAUGAUUCAUGGACCAAGAAAAGACUGGACCCUUCUGUCUUGCUGCUACUACAGCUAGACGCUGUUUCAAAAGCAGUUUUUAAAUACCUUGAGUCAGUUUAGGCAAAGCAAUUUGUACUUUGCCCCUGUGAUACGCAAUUCCUUGAAUGGGCUGGAGUGUGAUUAGUCUUUGGAAAAAUUGAACAACUGUGUAACAGUUUCCUUCUUUUUUUUUCAAAUAUAUCUUAAUUUCACUAAUCUCUGUAUUUUGUUGGAAAUACUUGCUCCAGAUGAAGUAAUUUGUAGUUUGCCUCCAACUUUGAAAGUACUGUUUUAAGUCUUGUGGGGAAAAAGAAGAAUGAAAUCUUUUCAAACCUUGCUCUCCUGAAAUACAUUAACCCAAGGUUCUAUAUUUGUUCUUACUAGAAAGGAUGUAUUCUGAAAAGUAACUGUAGUUAGAAAGGGUUAAAAAAAAAAUCCUCGUAUUUUUAAAUCAUCUUUACAAUCACCAGCAUAAUGCUGAAACAUUAAACAACUGGUGUUUUCAGGCUAACAUUGAUUGCUGACUUAAAACACACACCCAAUGGAGACCUGGUGAAUUGGUCCUUGAGAGUGUCACUUUUCUGACCCGAGGGGUCUCUGAAGGGUUUUGCUAAUUUCUGCUGUAAACAAUGAGCUGCCAGAAGUUAAAGCAGCUUAAUUUUGAGAAUGAUGAAGCCUUCUUUCAAGAGGGCGAACUUUGAUAUCUCUAAAGGGAAGGUACACAGGCCCCAAGUCCUUCAAUGGUAUCUAAAGGGCACAAAUAUGAAUUUUUACUCUUGAACUGAAGUGGGUGAUCACUGGUGCUAGGAUUCCUGUUAGGAAAAAGGUGUACAGUUAGGCUGCAGCUGCCUGCAGGACGGGAGUUUGUGCUGUUUGCCAGGGAGGGAGCAGGUCCUGACUGGAAUCCUUCGCCUUCCAUGGAUCAGCAGUUCAGUGCUUUCCUUGUUUAAAGGAGAACGUUGCUCAGCAUUGCUGAGAGGGAAACACACUUCUCUUCAAGCCUUAACAGUGGCUGAGACACACAGUACUGUAAGAUGCACUGCCAGCAUAUUUGGUAUUUUAAGAUAAAAUAUAGUUUUUCCUUAGAGAUCAAAUUCUAGUAUUGAAAUAUUAAGUCUUACUGUAACCAGUUUACUCUUGUGUUGUUUUGGAAACUGAAUCCUAGUGAACACCAUGUUGGAAAGCUGUCAUCUUCACUCUCCAUAAGGUAUUGUUUGUGAUGGUCAGUUUAUACUCCUGCCUUGUGGACUUUACAGCUGCAGGCAUUGCCACGAACCCACCCUUGUAGCCAAACUAAUUUGUACUUUUCUUCCAUGUUCAUUGACCUGCCACUCAGCAUGGUGGAUGUAAUAAUACCCACUGGACUGCUAGAGAUUGGGUUUAAAAACUUGCUGCUAUUUUUGGAAACCUGAUAUGGGUCAUGUUAAUUGUGCCUUUCAUCACUGUUUCUUCUGUGUGCCAGAGCUGUCCAUGUGUAUUUGAAGUAGUCACUAAAAUAAAUCUGUUCUCAAGGAGAGGACAGAUCUCUAUCUAGAAACAGUUGUUGCUUUACCAUCGCAACACUCUUAAGAUCCAUACUUUCACACAGUCCCAAGGCAAGGUAUUCCAAUCCUGUUCUUCAAUAAAACUGCUUUUUGGUGUCACUUAAACCCCUCAUAAUGUAGAGCUUAUACCAGUAUGUGCAAAAUACCUGCAGUAAGAGUUAUGCUACAUAGACUUGUUGCAGUUAAAUUUAAGCUACAGAGAUGUACAAGUAACUUGUUUUUAGGAAUGUACUGAGAAAGUAUUUGAACAAAAUUGCUAACAUGUUUACUGUUGUAAAUAUUUUAAUAAAAAAGGACACUUCAAACUUUUUUACACAAUUAUCUACAAUAAAGAGAAAUUUACAACCAUUUA